Messenger RNA from Microbotryum saponariae, 572 nucleotides. Lineage: Eukaryota; Fungi; Basidiomycota; Microbotryomycetes; Microbotryales; Microbotryaceae. The record is from the annotation of a GenBank genome assembly.
AUGGUGCAGCAGGCGGCGUGAGUGAUGGAAUCAGGUGCUGAGGACGCGUCGACACGCGCGCGACAAAUGAAAGCUCGGACCCCUUCUUGGUCAACGCGCGUGUGCGCCUUGCGCCAGCUGCCCGCGCGCUCCUUUGCUGACUGGCACCCGUUUUGGCAACGCGAGCUGGUUAUUGCUGAAGAUGAGAUCUACUGGGGUCCCUCCAUCCGGGCAGCCAAGUCGCCACCCCAACCAGCCCUCACCCCAACAAUCGAUCUGCCUCCUGUGUGAUGUGCCUCUCGGAAGAACCCGAGUGCCUGGCCCACCUCGCGGUCGGCUGCCCAUCUGCCCGGCGUCUCUGGUCUGCUCUGUCCCCGACCCCCCACCCAGUCUUUGUGGACUUUGUAUGUCCGGUCGUGUCUCGCUCGGAACGUCGACUUGUCGAACUACGAGUCCUCUUCUUUCACUCGAUCUGGAAGCUCUGUCGCCGUCGCCGAUUCUCGUCGGAUCUUUUGGAACCGAUCACCGAAACGGACUUCGAGGGGCUUCGAGCCUCUAUUCAGGAGUCCAAGGGUCGCCUAGUGUCUCUGUAA